GCUUUGUGAGCCAAAGAAAGAUUUAAUUGCCCGAGUAGUGAAAAUAAUUGGGAAAAGAAAAGCUAUUGAACUGCUUAUGGAAACAGCUGAAGUGGAACAAAACGGUGGACUGUUCAUAGUGAAUGGCACUAGGAGAAGAACACCAGGUGGGGUUUAUUUAAAUCUGCUGAAGAACACACCUAGCAUCAAAGAAGAACAAAUCAAGGAAAUAUUUUAUCUGGAAAACCAAAAGGAGUAUGAAAACAAAAAGGCUGCUAAGAAGAGGAGAAUACAAGUUCUAGGAAAGAAGAUGAAAAAAGCCAUUAAAGGGCUUAACCUGCAAGAAUAUGACGAUGCAUCUCGUGAGACUUUUGCUAGCGAUACAAAUGAAGCUCUGGCUUCCCUGGAUGAUAUACAGGAGGGGCCUCAUGAAGCAAAGAUGGAACCUGAAGAUAUUAUUGAAAUAGAUAAUGCUCACGAUUUGGAGAUCUUCUAGUUACUGAUGUUCUUGGUAACAGAUUCUCAAUAAAAUAUAU
Eurypyga helias (sunbittern) is the source of this 515-nucleotide messenger RNA. It is a transcript of the gene PHAX, whose product is annotated as phosphorylated adaptor for RNA export. The annotation marks the transcript as partial. Gene Ontology annotation, cellular component: nucleus. The record is from RefSeq and is a predicted model, not a curated record. NCBI's taxonomy places the organism in Eukaryota, Metazoa, Chordata, Aves, Eurypygiformes, Eurypygidae. The transcript has 3 exons. Gene Ontology annotation, biological process: snRNA export from nucleus.